This is a messenger RNA of Naegleria lovaniensis, 825 nucleotides long. RefSeq lists its product as uncharacterized. The record is from RefSeq and is a predicted model, not a curated record. The coding region runs from base 1 to 825 and encodes 274 amino acids. Gene Ontology annotation, cellular component: cytoplasm. NCBI's taxonomy places the organism in Eukaryota, Heterolobosea, Eutetramitea, Acrasida, Naegleriidae. The transcript has a single exon.
AUGACGGAAACACUCGUGUUGAGACGUAACCGACCCGGAACGAAAAAGAAGGAAUUAUUUGUCUGGGAGAAGAAUGAAUCAUCAUCAUCAUCAACAACAACAUCGGGUGUAUUGAUCCCAUCUUCUCCAAGUAAAUCUAGUAGUAGUAGCGAUAAAACAGAAAAUGAGGAUACCAAUGAUGAUUUUGAUAAUCCAUUGGUGGUACAAGAAAUUAUUCAAAAACAAAUCAGAAAGAGCAGUAAAAAGGUGAAGAGAAUUAUAUCCAUUCCGAAAGUUGGUGGAAAGGGUGAGGAGGGUGAUGGAGAUGAAAACACAUCGAGCUCAGGAGAACCUGCUGUGGAUAAGGACGUUUGGAUUUAUGAACACAUGAGACAAUUCAUGUUGGAGAUCAAUUUGUUCAUUCUCGCCCACAAGGAUGUCUGUACAAAAGAAACACAACCCGAAAUGAAAAUAUCAUCGAGCAUGCUGAACAAUCCGAACAGCAAUGAAGAACUCAUGUAUUUAUGUCCUGUUUUUUCUCCACCAGAAUCUGUUCCAGCCAUUGAUUAUAUGGUCCACAUUCAUACACAAUCAACAAGUGUUUUGAAUGAUCCCAAAUUAUUUCCAUCAAGAACAAGCAUCUCUAAGAAGGCCAUGAAAGAAAUCAAGACACUUUGUCGAAGAGUUUAUAGAAUUUUUGCCUUCUCAUUCUAUGUACAUCCAGAAGAAUUCAUUGCAUUUGAAAAGAAGACCCAUCUUGCAGAGCGUUUUCAGCGAUUCCUUAAAAAGUAUGACAUGAUGAGCUCCAAGGACUUCCUUAUUCCUGAUGAUGCUUUCAAAGCUUGA